Phialemonium atrogriseum is the source of this 681-nucleotide messenger RNA. Its product is annotated as kelch repeat protein. Gene Ontology annotation, molecular function: protein binding. The coding region runs from base 1 to 681 and encodes 226 amino acids. NCBI's taxonomy places the organism in Eukaryota, Fungi, Ascomycota, Sordariomycetes, Cephalothecales, Cephalothecaceae. The transcript has a single exon. The record is from RefSeq and is a predicted model, not a curated record.
AUGGAAAAAGACCCGGAGCACGGGGCUACCAAGGUCGGCGUUGUGACGCGCUAUGACCUCUGGGACCUCGUCGAGCCAGAGGAUCCCUCGGCGGCGUUCCCUGCCGGUUGUAGCUACCACUGCAGCGCUUCUGACGGCAGCAACAACAUUUUCGUCCACGCUGGCUGCCCUGAAACGGGUCGGCUGUCUGACCUCUGGGCCUUCAGCCUCGACUCGAGGGCUUGGGCCGAGCUUCCCGCUGCCCCGUUGCCGGCAUGCGGAGGAGCAUCUAUCGCAUUUUUCGACUGUAAGCUAUACUGCAUGAACGGCUUCAAUGGCACGACGGAGCAGGGUGGCUCCCUAGACGUCUAUGACUGCGAUGCAUGUCCUUGCAGUGUCUUGACUCUCGUCGCGGUGAAGGCAAAAGGCUGGGGCUAUCUUGUCACCAUGUUUGGCGAGCGGGACCCUAGUUCUCUCGGCCACGCCGGAGCUGGGAAGAUGCUCGCCGAUGUUUGGGCUUUCGAUGUGCAGGAGCUGAAGUGGGCAAAGAUUGAGCCUGUGGGAGAUGCGCCCCCGCCGCGGGGGUGGUUUGACGCGGACAUGGUGCGAGAAGAUGGAGGCAAGCACGCUAUCAUUGUCCAUGGAGGACUUGCUGAGGACAACUCUCGGCUUGGCGAUGUCUGGAAGUUACAAAUCUCUUAG